GGCGUAUUCGCCUUGGAGUUUUGUCAGCACCCCACAUCCUUUGCGGAGCGUGCGAAGACACUUGAGUUCUGCGCAUGGCGAACCAGCUGACGAGUUGCAGCUUCACGACUUUCUGACUAUCAAAGCCCCUCCCAUUUUCUUGGUGGGAGUGCUGCUUCCUUUUUGCAUGCGAACUUUUGGGUUGGAGCCACAAGCACGUUGUGCCCUCAUAAUGGUCGGAGUGCUGACCUUGAGUCUUUUCGAGGUGCUACCGCUCUUCUGCGUCGCGCUUUUCAUUCCAGUCCUUGGCAGCAUUUCUGCUGUAUUUGGAGACACGCGGACGCUGAUGACAACCUCAACAAUUCUUCUGGGUAGCUUCUUCAAUCAGACUUCUUUCCUCGUACUGGGUAGUUUGGUGAUCAAUGCUAUCUUUUCAAAGUGUGGCAUUUUGGACCUGCUGAUGUCUAUACUAUUGAGACGCUGGAAGCUGGAGAGCAAGAGUUUCCUGUUAGUCAUCAUGCUGUGCGCAAUGACAGCCUGCUCAGUGCUUUGCUCGGGGUUGAUUGUGGUGCUGGCAGCGCUAAAACCGCUCAUGCGUCAAGGUCUUGAAGAAACUGCCAUCAAGCGGCUUCUAUUGGGUGUUGCAUUUUCCGCCAAUGCAGGGUCCAUACUCUUGCCGAUCUCAAGCACUACCACCCUCAUCACGCUGAGCUUGUUGCGCGACUUUGACCACAAGCUUUCCCUCGUCAGCUGGAUUUUCGUGUCGGGGCCCGUGGCCUUGUUUGGAACGGUGCUCUGCUGGUGGAUUUUGGUGAAGCUUUUCCCAGCAGAAGGGGAUGCUAACGAAGAGGUCUACCGAACCGUGGAGGAAGGCCUUGAGGAGACCGACAGGCCGCAGCUCAUGAGACAAUGGAGUCUGUCGAAUGCACCUAAGCUUGUGAUGACAGAUGGCCACUGGUUUAUGCUGAUGGUCACCUGUGUCGCGGUGCUCGGCAUGACUGUUUUCGCGGAGGCCCUGGAGCCAGUGGUGGGACAUCCAGCAAUCUUGGCACUUGCAGUGGUGGUUGUUGCCUUUGGCAGUGGUUUCAUGUCACGCGAUGAGUACUUGACCCUUGAGUGGGAUUUGUUGGCGAUCGUUGGUGGCACCAAUGUAAUGGCUGUUAUGAUACGAGAAACAGCACUGGCUGCCAACGCGUCAGUGCUACUGACCCAGGGUAUCUUUGAUUUCUUGGCAUUUUGGCCUUUCCUCAUUCUGGUUGUUUGUCUUCUAUUGAUCUUUGGUACCUUUUGUGGGCACUCCUUGACAGCUGUGCUGGUCUUACCUUUACUAGUGCCCUUGGGUGUGAAGUUGGAGGAGGCGGAGUCUUUUGCUUUACUUUGUUGCAUUGCUAUCCCCUUUGGAAUGGGGAUGCCGAGUGCGUCCUUUGAUAACAUGGCCGCACAGAUGUUUUCUCAGAAUCUGAAGCGAAAACGUUGCGAGCUUUCAGUGCGAGACUUUUUUCACAGUGGUGGGCUUAUGGCCCUUACGGGAGGAUUUUUGACUGUGACGUUGGGCUUCGGCGUGAGCUCUUUGCAACAUGGGCUGCCAAAAGUGCCCACUGAUGUGCUCCAGAGGCGAACACCAGCAGAGUUGGAGCCCAAAGUGGUGAAGGAGAAUCGAGUUUUAGAUGGUAAGCAGAAGCGGCCGUUCCUGAAAAUGCUGGGGCAGCUACACGCCUUCGGUACAAACCGGACAAGACCCAGGAAGAGCUAA
Molecule: messenger RNA, 1732 nt
Organism: Durusdinium trenchii
Lineage: Eukaryota; Dinophyceae; Suessiales; Symbiodiniaceae
Source: the annotation of a GenBank genome assembly